AAAUGCGCAGGCAGGUGGAGACACUGCCUGUGUGGGGGCAGGGGGAGGAAAUCGGGCCCCAAGCCGCCCUCCUCGGCCCGAGGUGCAGCCUAACCCCGGGUGCACCUUACCCCCUGUUACAGAAUACUGCCUGCGCCCCGGAGGAGUGGUGGCGCGGUGGCCCAGCAGGAUCCCGGGCGGGCCUGGAGACUGAGGGGCCCGCGCUUCCUGCUGCCGGAGAUCACCUGGGCCGCCCGGGGCCCUGGGGCAGGGGCGGGAGGGCCGCCCCGACGGCGAGCGCCCUGCACUCCUACAGCGUGGCUCCCGCGGCCGCUCCUGGCCUUGGCCCUGGGCCCUGCCGACUGCAGGUGAGACAACCCGCCCGGCGGGUGUAGAACCCGCCAGAAUCCGCCACCCGGAGGAGGGGUCUCCGCCUGCCCUGGUGACCCACUUUCUGUUUGUCGGGGAUGCGGGAGCCAGAGGGACAGCCAGCCGGUGUCCUCAGCCGUGAAUGAGGGGCUCACAUCAUGCAAGAGACCGUAGGGAGCCAUAGGAAUAAAGGCUCAGUGACCGCCAGUUCUGCACUGGAGCUCACCUGCCUCUCUGAGCCCCCAGCGACCGGCUCAAGCCUCCCCUAGGAUGGACACGUGGACGGUACUGCUCAUCCUGCAAGCCUCCCUGGUGCUCCCCGGGGCCGUGGGCACCAGAACCAACACCAGGACUGCCCCCACCCCCAUCCUGCGUUUUGUGGCCGUGGGGGACUGGGGAGGGGUCCCCAAUGCCCCGUUCCACACAGCCCGGGAAAUGGCCAAUGCCAAGGCGAUUGCCACAACUGUGAAGACCCUGGGCGCAGAUUUCAUCCUGUCCCUGGGGGACAAUUUCUACUUCACUGGGGUGCAUGAUGCCAAAGACAAGAGGUUCCAGGAGACCUUUGAGGAUGUGUUUUCUGACCCCUCCCUCCGCAAUGUGCCCUGGCACGUGCUGGCUGGCAACCACGACCAUCUGGGGAACGUCUCGGCACAGAUAGCCUAUUCUAAGAUCUCCAAGCGCUGGAACUUCCCCAGCCCUUACUACCGCCUGCGCUUCAAGAUCCCACGGUCCAAUGUGUCUGUGGCCAUCUUCAUGCUGGACACGGUGACGCUGUGUGGCAACUCGGACGACUUUGUCAGCCAGCAACCCGAGAGACCCCGCAACCUGGCGCUGGCCCGCACACAGCUGGCCUGGAUCAAGAAGCAGCUGGCGGCAGCCAAGGAGGACUAUGUGCUGGUGGCCGGCCACUAUCCUGUGUGGUCCAUCGCCGAGCAUGGACCCACCCACUGCCUAGUCAAGCAGUUGCUGCCACUGCUGACCACACACAAGGUCACUGCCUACCUGUGCGGCCAUGACCACAACCUGCAGUACCUUCAGGAUGAGAAUGGCUUGGGCUUUGUGCUGAGCGGGGCCGGGAACUUCAUGGACCCCUCCAAGAAGCACCUGCGCAAGGUCCCCAACGGCUACCUGCGCUUCCACUUUGGGGCUGAGAACUCACUAGGUGGCUUCGCCUACGUGGAGAUCACCCCCAAAGAGAUGAGCGUCACUUACAUUGAAGCCUCGGGCAAGUCUCUCUUCAAGACCAAGUUGCCAAGGCGAGCCAGGUCUGAGCACCAGCACCGACGGGCCUGAGAAGUGCCUCCCUGCUGGCGGGUGGGUGGGUGGGCCCCACUGGGGGCCAUCCCCCCCAGCCCUUAAGCAGGCUUUCCUGGGUACCUGUGGUGCUACGGCAGAGCGGGAAGGAGAUGGACAGAUGAGGAAAUGUGAUGCCAAGUGGCCCUUGUGACAAGGAUGCCCACAGAGGUGAAAGAAGCAUGGACACAUGUACCGGCCAGAGUGCCAGGCCCCAUGGCCGGGCUCGCCCAGCCUGACUUCUGGGCAAUGGGGGGUGAGGAAGGAAAGCUCUCUCCUGGGUCAGGCAUCCUUCUGUCACUGCCAAAUAGUUAAUAAAAAAAAAAAAAAUAGUUGCAAAGGCUGAA
Sus scrofa (pig) is the source of this 1988-nucleotide messenger RNA. The record is from RefSeq and is a predicted model, not a curated record. NCBI's taxonomy places the organism in Eukaryota, Metazoa, Chordata, Mammalia, Artiodactyla, Suidae.